AUGAGCAAGCACAGUGUACUCACCCACAGCUAUAGCAGCAUUUCGACAAUGGAGAGGACACUUCAGCCAGUUGAAAAACGGGGAAACAACACGGAACCCCCAGCCAGUAAAGUGAUGAUCCGCCACGUCUACCUGCCCCUAUGGGUGUGUGGGGAUAGGACAAAAACCGAAGAGUGGACGUUAAACCUUGCACCAGGCAUUAAACCAAACAAAUCAACCAACAUGAAACUUGCUACAUGGAACGUGAGAACCAUGUGCACUGGGCUCAACACCGAUCUUGACAAAAUAGAAGACCUCAGGAAGACAGCAGUUAUCGAUAGAGAACUAGCAAGACUAAAUGUGGACAUAGCAGCACUGCAGGAAACUAGACUAGCAGACUCAGGAUCUGUGACGGAACGAGAUUAUACCUUUUAUUGGCAGGGCUUGAGCGCAGAAGAGCGGCGACUACAUGGACACACCUCAGGGAACAUCAGAGCGUCUCAUCUCCUGAAAUUGACAACUAAAAGCGGGACAGCUCACAUCAUCAGUGCCUAUGCUCCCACCCUGGAUGCGGCUGACGAUAGGAAAGAUGCUUUUUAUGAAGACCUACAAAAAUUAAUUGAAAGUAUUCCUAAAAAAGAUCAGAUUUACCUACUUGGGGACUUCAAUGCAAGAGUAGGACCUGAUAACCAAGCCUGGCCAUUAUGUUUGGGACAGUUUGGAUAUGGUAAAGUAAAUGAAAACGGUCAGAGAUUGUUAGAAUUCUGCACCUACAACAACCUGUGCAUCACCAACACCUACAACGGAAAAGACCGCCACAAGGUGUCCUGGCGUCACCCUGCAUCUGGCCACUGGCACCAAAGAGAUUUUGCAAUUGUGAGAAGAAAGCACAUCAAUACAGUCACAUCAACAAGAUCCCACCAUAGUGCAGACUGCAAUACCGACCACCUGCUAGUUAUGGCAAAAGCAAAGAUCACCACCAAGAGAAUGCACAGAGCAAAGCCACCAAAGCUAUCCAAAAUAAAUGCAAGAAACACAAGGAAUCCAGAGAUGAAGCAAGUAUUCCAGUCAAAGUUUGAGGAACAGUCUCCUAAUCUAGAUGAGGAAGAUGUGGAUAAGCUUAAAGACAUCCAUCUAUGA
Penaeus chinensis is the source of this 1119-nucleotide messenger RNA. RefSeq names its product craniofacial development protein 2-like. Lineage: Eukaryota; Metazoa; Arthropoda; Malacostraca; Decapoda; Penaeidae. Gene Ontology annotation, molecular function: catalytic activity. Gene Ontology annotation, cellular component: nucleus. Gene Ontology annotation, biological process: chromatin remodeling. The transcript has 3 exons. The coding region runs from base 1 to 1119 and encodes 372 amino acids. The record is from RefSeq and is a predicted model, not a curated record.